CGAGCCGGCAGAUGAUUUGCGUGCGAAGCGCUGCUGACUCAGACGCAUUUACUGGUAGGAAUGUCACAAAUUAUAAACAAGAAUAAUAUACGAAAAUUCCCAAAAAUAUAAUUAAAAAUGACAAAAAACCAAAACAGGCGCCAAUUGACGGCGACUGCGAAAUGAAAAACGUGAUAAGCGGCGGCGCGUAAACAAAAAACGAGCAAAAUAAAAAUAUGUACAUACCUGCAAGCAUAUAUAUGUACAUAUAAAUAUAUGUAUGCAUGUAUGUGUAUAAAUUGAAGCACAUCAGAAAAUUAUUUAUAUGCGUAAUGUAAUUAAGUACUCAAUGAACCGCAGGGAAGUCGCCGCAAGCAGCAACAAAAAGCGGCCAAACAGGCAGCUGCCGUUAAACCGGGCCGUAUGGCAAUGGGCGCGAGCAGGAGCGGUAUAUGCGCCAGCCAUGCAUUGGACAAGGUCAAGUUGGCUCAGCCGCUGCCGCUGCCGCAGCUCAGUCUCAGCUGGCGCCGUUCGAUAAGCUUCGGCUUUUUUGAUAACACGCACACGGAUUCUGUAUAAAACAUUGCCGCCGCAUCCCAAUCAGCAUCACUUGCGGACUUACAGCCCAAUCAGCAACAGCGUGUUUCCAAUUCCCAAUUUCCCAUUCCACAUUCCAACAAGAUGUCGUCGCAGUUCAAUUUUGUCGCUCUGCUCGCCUGCGCUUUUGUCCUUGUGCUGGCCAGCCACAGCGCGCAGGCGGCCAUUGCGCGCGCCGACUUCAGCAAUCCCACUUACCCGGGCAAGUGCGUGCUGGACUCCAACUCGAUAAUGUCGCCCGGUCAGACGGGCAAGGCGCCGAAUCAUCUCUGCGCCGGCGUCACAUGCCUGGAUAACGGACAUGUCGAGUUUCGCACAUGCACCGCUGUGGCGCCACGCAAGGGCUGCAAGCUGCGCGACUUUGUCAACACUAAUCGCAGCUUCCCCGAGUGCUGUGAGCGCACCUACGACUGCAACAAGCAGAUUUAAAUGUUAUCGUUGAGCGCGCUGCUUUGUGCAUAUUUUUUGUUU
Messenger RNA from Drosophila montana, 1047 nucleotides. RefSeq lists its product as uncharacterized. Bases 661 to 1005 code for a protein of 114 amino acids. NCBI's taxonomy places the organism in Eukaryota, Metazoa, Arthropoda, Insecta, Diptera, Drosophilidae. The transcript is spliced from 2 exons. The record is from RefSeq and is a predicted model, not a curated record.